CACUGAACCAGUCACGAGACUUCGAUGACAUAUAUUGUACUGCCCUAACCUGCUCGUGUGAAUCAGAGCGAAAAGCUUGGAAGAGAACAGACAGCUCGUACUUCAUGAUCAUGAUUUGAGUGGGAAAGCACCGUUCUGAACGUGUACAUAUCUCUUCUGACGCGGUACAGACGGAAAGGAUGGCGGAACCAGGACGCAUUGCAUUUUGUGAUUUUGAGAAAAGAGAAGAAAUGUCGCCUGGUCAGAUCGCGGAAGUCUUCAACAAAGUUGCAAGUGUGUAUGAUGAAACGUGGAAAGCCAGAAAUUACAGGGACCACGUGUAUGUGGCUGAAGGUGUAUUGGACUACUACCCGGGGGACAGAGAGUCUGUCCGUGUGCUGGACGUGGGGGCCGGGACUGGCAUGUUGGCGGAGGAGUUAUGGAAGAAAGGGUUUCGGCUAAUGGACGGCCUUGACCCCUCGGAUGGUAUGAAGGUAGAAGCCACCAGGAAAGGCGUCUACACUAAUUACUACACGGAAUUCAUGGACGGCAAACCUAUAGACGGAUUGGCGACAGGUAGACAGACAUACGCUGUUCCUCUCAUGUCAUAUCGAAUCUGA
Messenger RNA from Haliotis rubra (blacklip abalone), 599 nucleotides. RefSeq lists its product as uncharacterized. The transcript is spliced from 4 exons. The record is from RefSeq and is a predicted model, not a curated record. NCBI's taxonomy places the organism in Eukaryota, Metazoa, Mollusca, Gastropoda, Lepetellida, Haliotidae. The coding region runs from base 180 to 599 and encodes 139 amino acids.